Messenger RNA from Punctularia strigosozonata HHB-11173 SS5, 679 nucleotides. RefSeq lists its product as uncharacterized. The transcript is spliced from 3 exons. The record is from RefSeq and is a predicted model, not a curated record. The coding region runs from base 58 to 420 and encodes 120 amino acids. Lineage: Eukaryota; Fungi; Basidiomycota; Agaricomycetes; Corticiales; Punctulariaceae.
UCACCCCAACCACCACCUUACUUUAUUCGCCGCCCGCCCCUCCGCGGUUUUUGUACCAUGUCUUCUUCCGUAACGGACCCGAGCGCCGCAUCGAACGCGACUGCGACCACCAAACCGGUGAGCAAGGCGUCGCCCUCGGGUAAAGGCAAAGAGAAGGUCGCACAGGAAGACACGUCGAUGGACGACGAAGACGACGAAGAAGAAGAGGAGUACGAAGAGGUCACCGACGAGGAAGAAGAAGAGGAGGAAGACCUGGGCGCGAUCGACCCGUCCGCCAUCCUCCCCCGCCGGACGCGUGGCGCGCGCGUCGACUACACGUCGGAAGAGGCGCUAGCCAAGGCCGGCAUCGCGAAGGGCGACGACGACGACGAGGCCGAGGACUCCUUCGUCGCCGGCGACGCCGAUAUGAAAGACGACUAAACGUUGCAGAAAACAGUCUUGGGCUUUGGAGAUGUUUCAAACUCGUGGUGCAAUUAUUGGUGCGAGAUCACGACGCGUUCGUCUGGUGGUAUGUUACCGAAGGAUCUUACCCUCGGCUUGCUAUGCGCUUGCUGUGACGGUCCGAAAUUGUUGUCUGUUGUAACCUUCCCUCAUCAUAUCGUUGCGCAAAUGAAGCAUAACGCGAUGUCAUUGAACGACUGUUGUUCCGUUCAAGUGGAUAUGCGGAUCUGGCUUCUGC